Messenger RNA from Corythoichthys intestinalis (scribbled pipefish), 5066 nucleotides. It is a transcript of the gene fndc5b, whose product is annotated as fibronectin type III domain containing 5b. Gene Ontology annotation, molecular function: protein binding. The transcript has 6 exons. Gene Ontology annotation, cellular component: extracellular region; plasma membrane. Lineage: Eukaryota; Metazoa; Chordata; Actinopteri; Syngnathiformes; Syngnathidae. The coding region runs from base 229 to 843 and encodes 204 amino acids. The record is from RefSeq and is a predicted model, not a curated record.
UUCCAACAGCUGGACACUCCUCUUCCUGGUCCUUUCCAUCAUCAUCAUCCUCAUCAUUCUUCUCCUGUGCACCUCGUUACUCUCCUGCUGCGGCGAGCCUCAGUCGACAUCUCCGCCACAAAAGCUCAGGAUGAUGUGUGCUUCUCACAGGGGAUGCUCUAAAUGGGCCAUGCAGCGUAGGAAGGCACGCUAGAAGAAGAGGAAGAAGAAGCUGAAGAAGCAGGAGGGAUGGUUCAGUCUUUGUGGUGCUCAGUGAUCCUGCUCGGCUUCCUCCCUGUUUCGCCUGUUAGUGCUGACACCCUGCUGUCAGCUCCGCUUAAUGUGACCAUCAAGGAGAUUGAGGUUAACUCGGCUGUAGUCACAUGGGAGACUCUGGAGGGCGACCCCGUCAUUGGAUUUGCCAUUACUCAACAGAAGAAAGAUGUGCGCAUGCUAAGGUUCAUUCAGGAGGUGAACACCACAACGCGCUCUUGUGCAUUGUGGGGUCUGGAUGAAGACACGGAGUACAUCGUUCACGUGCAGAGCAUAAGCAUGGGUGGAAGCAGUCCCCCCAGUGAGCCUGUUGUAUUCCGAACCCCCAAAGAAUCAGAGAAGCUGGCGUCCAAGAGUCCAGACGAGAUCACACUGGAGGAAAUGGACCAGGCUGCUCAGCUACGGGCUGCGGAAGUCAUCAUUAUUGCAGUGGUUCUUGUCAUGUGGGCAGGCGUGAUUGCGUUGUUCUGUCGUCAGUAUGACAUCAUCAAAGACAAUGAGCCCAAUAACAACAAAGACAAGGCCAAGAACUCAUCGGAGUGCAGCACUCCCGAGCAUCCACAGGGAGGGCUCCUGCGCAGUAAUGUUUAAUAACCACUCCAUAUCCAACGCUGCAAUAAAUAAACCCCCUCGUACCUCAGGACAGAGCCUGAGAGCCAUUCUGCAGUCAGACAUGCUGGAAUACAGAUUCAGUGUUCAACUCAUCUGGGCACAGUGACAAAUUGUUUCAACAAUUUCUGAACUAGUGGAGUCAAAGACAUCCAACAGGGGAACAGUGAGCAUAAAUCACAAUUGUUGUGAUCAGGAGCAGCCCUUGUUGUGCAUACAUUUGACUUCCAUCCAAAAUCCAUUUCCUGAUUGUCUCAGCUGUUGUUUUUUUAGGCUCUUGCCCUGUGUUGCUCUUUGUGUCACCACUUGAUGAUGCAGCUACUCGCCAUCUUUCUUGCUUAUGGACACCCUUGACAUUUCAGGAAAAAAAAUGUGACAAGGUUUCUUACAGCACACCGUAUUUCCCUUCUAGCCGGAUGAAGCUGUCCGACAGAUGCCGUGACUCACGCGAAUUCUAAGGCUCGUUUAGGGAAUCCGUCAUCAAGAUUUUAAAAGUUACGUCUUAAUACUUUUUCAAUGAGCUUCCAUGCACUUUGAUGUCCAGAAGUAAACUUCUACACGUAUACAGUACAUUUUUAAAAUGGCAUGCAGUGAACAGAAAAUAGAAGUUGACUGCACUGUCAACGUGAUAGCACAUGUUAUGAAUGGAAUAAUGCAUUCAUAAUGCAGAAUGCACAUAAUGAAAAAAAAUCCAGUUACGCUCUAUAAAGAUAUAGAACAUGCACUCAAUCUCAUUUUGCCGCCACAGCCAGACUGAGGUAUUAAAUCAAUAAUUAAAAUGAAGUGAAAAUGUAUUUAUAGUAAAGCAAAAAUGAAUGCAAGAAUGUAGAUUUGGGGUAAAGGAGCAUCUUUUUUUAACCAUUUUGUUUGUUUGAACUUUGUGGCAUUGAGAUGAUAAAGUACUAUGCUAUUUACGGUAUAUUUAUGUAUCAACUGUUAUUCUGUCAAACCAAAUGUAUUUACAAAAGCAGGUGGAGCAUUGUGCUGUGAGAAUUCCACUAUAUACCAAAUAAUAUUCACUUAUACUGCACUGGGGAGAAAAACAAUUUUUAUGUGGACACUUUAUUGUGAAAAAAAAAAAUACAAAUGAACAAAUGGUAACAUAAAGUUGUUCACCUGUGUUGUUCUACUAGUUUGCAGAACUGUAAUGAAGAUCUUAAAGAAAGUCAUACUACAUCCAGUAGAAAGAACAUUUUCCUUCCAACAGUGUGCCCUAGAUGUUCUACUAAUGGGCACAAUUGUCAUAUGGAAAUUGAAAAACCUUUAAGACAAUUAUACUACUAGUUUAGAAUAGUUUGUCUUUUAUGGUGCAAAAUUGUAGUACAGUUUUGAAAAAAAAAGUCACCAGAAAGACAUUAGUUCUACUAAUGGGCCCUCGUCAUUAAUUUAGUGCAGAAUAGUUUUGAGGACAAAGAAUGUAAGUGGACAAGGACUACUAGGAUAGCCAAUAAAUUAUCAAAUGGCUUGCCACCACCUCCUUCCAUACUUUCUAAUGUAUAUCUGUGACUCACCACUCUGCAACAUCACCGCAGCACAACACUCCCUCUCUAUUUCUCAUUACAUCCACUCUCAGCUGCAACUCCCAUUAGUUGCCUUUUCUGGUUUCCACAUCAGCGCUUUUCUGCCUCAUUUGCCCUCACUGCUAAAGCCUGUGUCCUUUUCAUUGUUGAUCACACUUUGCCUCAGCUCCAAUAGGCCCGGUUGUUGUCAACAAAAUCGGUCUUGGCGACGAUAAUGAUGCUAUAUUUUUAUCCUAGCAAUUGCAUUGUGCAUUGGUUUAGAACUUCUCUUGCUCAAUUUUGUUGUUGAUUGGAUCCCACUAGAUUGAACAGGUGUGACGACUAAUGUUGUACUCACUGCCCGGUGAGUCUGUGCGCGUUUAAAAUAAAUAAUUUGAAUGAAAACACAAAUAUGGGCAUAGCCGUCAGUUUGGCAAUUAGUUGAUACUUAAACGGAAAGUACAGAAUCUUAGCGGGUGUUUAAUUAGUCAGUGGAGUUGAUUUCAACAUAUUGUGUGCAAUUGUUAUCUUUUUCGUAGUUUCAGGGCUCCGGAGUGGCUAAGCUAGUACGAGUCAAUGGUGCCUGCUUAGCAUGCCAAUAAAAAACAACAUAUGCACGCAUGAGAAUCACCGAUGACCAAUGCAAUCAAUAGUGUUGGCUACAUUUUCAAGUUUUUAAGGGAUCCAAGGAUAGACAGACUUGUAGUUCUUAAAAGAUAAAAACGUUAUUAUGAGUUAAAAUCAUUUGAUAUUGAAACCCCUCUUGAUGUUUUCGUUUUUAUACAACUUGUAAAAUUAGUUUAACUAAUAGGUUGCCAUUGUUGUUGACGUCCAGGGUGGUGACGUCACAUGGUUAUGCUACCAGGCUUCCAGAGUAUGACUCAAGCAACAUAAACAUGUCAACCCUUUCAAUUUGAACCUGAGAGGAUCAUUAAUGAGCAUGACAGCACUGUCGAUAUUUCACAAAAUGAGCAGCAAAAGCAUAAUUAUAAUUGACAGGAAAGACCGGAUGAGACGAGAGUAGGAAAAAAAAAAAAAAACAGCAAAACGUACUACAAGAGGUGAAUUUCACAGCCAAAGCACUACCGUGCGCUUUCAGCUUGUUUUGUUUAGAUGCAUACAGACAGAACAUACUAAAGAUGCCUUAAGAAAAUACUUAAAUGCAGUAUUAUCAAAAUAGUGUGGUUUAAAUAUGCUACGUGACGUAAUGUAGUCAACAGAUCAACAAUCUGCUUUUAAGCUACCACGAGAAAACACUAUGCUUAAAAGUAUGAGAGGGAAACGCAUGCAAAAAGUCAUUUGAGGCAAUGAAAAGGUAAUAAAAGACUUAAUAAAAAUACAAAUAGUAUGUACUCGCCGCAUUUAACCAAUUAAUGUGUUGGACGGCUCGCAGCGUAGAAAGAAUCGCAGUAACCCGGUAGUAUUCGUAGAGUGACAGUGGAAAUCUCAGUCAUCACCCCGAGCGUCCAUAAAACAUGGCGCGCUCUAUAGGUCAAAACAUGUACUAAAUAUUAUAGAUUUUUAAAUCAAAGGCAAUAUUUUAUGUGUUUCUAAUUACAUAUUUUCGUAAAAGACAACAAUUGUGGCUUAUUAGAGCCUACAAGUCUUAAGUCUGAGGUUCCCUUUAAAACUUAACAUUGCAUGUAAAUACUUGUAGCUUAAACAGCAACAUUUGUAAUCCAGCAGCUCUGCAGGGAAUAGGCUGCUAGGCAAGCAGGGCUAGGUGAUAUCACAUCUUUUUUUUUCCACUGCUGAUUUUUUUUUUUUGUGGGAAAAAAUAGGGACUCCUCAGCAGACUGAGAACGAGUGGCUGAAGGACUCCUCACUAUUGUGGUUGCAUCUGUUAAAAUAGUUUUUUUAUUGGCAUGCUAAGCAGGUACCAUUGACUCACGCUAGCUUAGCCACUCCAGAGUCCUGAAACUAACAAAUAACUUACAAACUACAUAGAAUCUUUAGAAAUCAACUCUGACUAAUUAAACCCCCCUAACUCGAAGAUAAAGCCUAAUGUAAAACAUUCCGAACUUCCAUGUUAGGUUACGUCCAUCGUGUAUAAUUGAUUGGGCGAAUGUGGCAGAAUAAGUGCACUGAACAGCACCCAUUGCUGUGUAAAGAACAAUUUUUUUUUCACAAAGCACUUGAUGUUCAAUUAUUUAAACAAUUGUUGUAAAACAAGUUGUUGAAAUGAUCAUAUCAGUAGAAAAUCAAACAUUGUCAUACAAAACAAUUAAUUGAUCAUUAAUUUUCUCCAUUGUUGAUUGAGGAAAUUAAGUUGAUCAUUAAUUUUCUCCAUUGUUGAUUGAGGAAAUUAAGUCAAAUGCCCAUCCUAUUUUCCAGGAAAAUGUGAAUGUCUAAGUAUGUAUUACAUAUGUAUAAUAAAUAUGUAUUUUCAAUGUAUGUAUCAGUUCAUGAUUUUUUUGUGUUGGGCUGAUUUUUUUUUUUUUUUUUUAAUUAAAGGCUACAGUACCUUGAAGUACUGGCUCAUAUUUGAAGGGAGCUGCUUAUUCAUUCAGUCAAUAUGCAAAGCACUAUUUCAAGAUGCUUGUCUUUUUGUGUGUGUGCAUCUGUGGUUUUGGUGUGAGGGGCUUCUUUGGGGUAAAUAAACAUAAAUGUUAAUUUCGUCCCAUAUGUCACCUCGUAUAACAUAUUAUCUUAUACAGUGUAUUGGAUUUCUGUGGUCAUCAUAUGUACAGUAGCCAAUCAAAGGAA